Brienomyrus brachyistius is the source of this 1095-nucleotide messenger RNA. RefSeq names its product brain and acute leukemia cytoplasmic protein. The transcript has 3 exons. Gene Ontology annotation, cellular component: cytoplasm. NCBI's taxonomy places the organism in Eukaryota, Metazoa, Chordata, Actinopteri, Osteoglossiformes, Mormyridae. The coding region runs from base 197 to 610 and encodes 137 amino acids. The record is from RefSeq and is a predicted model, not a curated record.
UUUAUUUCUCCCGCAGAACCCCCUACAUCCGUAGAGGGGGUUUCGUACUUAUACCCGUUUCGGAGCAUUUUCGUUGAAGCAAAUGGCGGUAGCGGCAGAAGCGUUUCGGGGAGCGAUGGCUUUGAGCAUGGUGGGGGCUUAAGGGGGGGACUGAAAGCCUUCGCUUUUGGACGGCCAGCGGGGGAGGGCAGCGCGGAUGGGUUGCGGUGGAAGCAAGGCUAACGCAAUCGAGCCACGCUACUAUGAAAGCUGGACCAGGGAGACCGAAACGACAUGGCUAACAAACACCGACACCGAGGUCCCCCAGCUGGGUGUCAUCAACAAAAAUCACGGCAAUGCUGAAAAAGAAGGCGCCGCAACAUGUGCAGGUAAGGGGGAUGAGGGAAAACAGGAGAGCGCUGGCGCCUCCCAUCGGCCGAAAAAAAUGGUGAAUGCCUGCACGCAGUGUGGGAAAGAGUCCCUGCCCUCAGGCGCGGGCACCAACUGCCAGAGGGGGUCUUCUUAUCAUGAGGAGGUCACAGAGGAAUCCGGAAGGGAGGCACGUGGGGGCGGAGCAGACAGCCCCCAGGAGAUGAGCGUCAGGCCGGCGACGCCCCAGGGUGUGAAAUAGGGCCCAGCAUUCCCAGGAGGACCCCCACCCGAAGGCCACACCUGGAGUGUCUGCUCUCCGUGUGACUGACCGAGGCUGCUGGAGGAGCUGUUUUUAUUAAACAAGCCAGGAGGCGCCGAAAGCGGCCUGGCAUGGUGACGGGCUGUCGGCAGGCGCGUGCAGAAAGUUGCCUUUUGCUGUUUUGAAAGUGCCGCUGCGUCGUCCACCGUCAAUGAUCGUGCCGGUCCAUCGAUAGGACGUUCCUCAGUCCUCAACCAUCAUGUCCACCAUGAAUUUCCCUAGAACUAGCAGUUAAAACAUGCCAACUCGUCUGAAUGCUUAAUGAAAUAUCCUGCUUCGAUACAUGAGAAUAAGAAGUAUUUAAAACCACAAAAUCUCCUGUUAUACAGAUAUGUUCCCAGGCCUUAAUUAAUGGAUGACUUUCUUCUCUAACUGUUAUGUGUCCAGUGUUAUUUCUUCUGUUAAAUAAAAGAAACCACCAUCUU